AUGACGUUCCGGAGGCUGAAGACGGUCGACUCUAGCGGGGCAGACAGCGCGGCGUCGGUGGCGCCCCCGGACAGCGACGUCUAUUUCCCGUCGUCCCAGUCGGACAGCUGCGGACGGCGGACGGCCCCGCUCAAGCACGACUCCUCGGAGGUUUACAACUACAAGUCGCUGGCUUACUCCGGGGGCACUCUGCCCAGAAACUUGAGAAAGGCUGGCGGCUCGCAGAAAUGGAAGCCCCAAACCCAAUCACCACCAGAACCACAAAGGAAAUUGGUGGUGCUGGAAAAGGUGGAUGAGCAAACGUUUGGUUUUGAGAUUCAGACUUACGGGCUGCAUCAUCAGGACCAAAACACAGUGGAGAUGUGCACGUUUGUGUGUAAGGUGCAUGACGACAGCCCAGCCCAGCUUGCAGGACUUCAUGUUGGGGAGACCAUCGCAAGUGUGAACGAGGCCCCCGUAGAGGGAUUUCGACACAAAGAGAUCGUCCAGCUCAUCAAGGCAUGUGGAAACACACUCAGGCUGGAGACGAUUUACAGCGACUCCAUCCGGAAAGCCGAGCUGGAGGCGCGACUGCAGUAUUUGAAGCAAACUCUCAACGAGAAGUGGGAUGAGUAUCGCUCGUUGAUGGUGCAGGAGCAGAGGCUCCUUCACGGUAUAGUGAUGAGCGACGCCUCCGUGUACGAGUCCCUGGAGUCGGCGGGCGUGUACGGCAGCCUCGGAGCCCCCAGUCCCGCCGCUCGCCGCUCCCUCCACUGCACCGGCAGCGCCAGUAGCAGCGCCAGCGUCCUCAGCACGGCCACCGAAGACGACCCCCUCUACCAGACCUGCCUGUAUCACGUGGACGCCAAGGGUGAUGCCGGCGAAGCAAAAAGGCACAAACAGCCGGCGAGGAAGCAGCGCCUGCGGCCCGCCAGCGAGCUUUUUGCGUCGGCCAAGACGCAGUUGACGCGCAGCGCCAGCACUCGCAGCUACACACGUGGGCCCUCGUCGGCGCCCGCCGCCGUUGACAAGCCACCAGGCUUCAGCACGCUGCAAAGGAAACACAGAAGCUUCCGGAGGCACUUCCUCAAGUUCAUCCCGGGCUUGAACAGGCCACUGGAGGAGGAGGAGAGCAAACUGUGACAUCACUUCCUCUCAAGACUUUCUAGAGCAAAAAUCCUCAAAAAGCAUCACGCGACCAAAGACUGUUAGCCAGCUGCCAGUGUUCCACAGCUGUAUAGAACUUUGUUUCUUUUUCAACCUUUAAGUUAUUUAUUUAUUUUGAAUGUGUCUGGCUCCAACCACAAUGAAGAUUUUUUAUUUCUGUUUUUCCUGCAUGUAGCAACUUUUCUUGUGAAUCAUUGUGAAUCAUUUUUUUGUAAAUCUGAUAUUUGCUGUAAAGCAAUCACAUUCUAUUUUUUUCUGCCAAAAAUAUUGUUUCAAAAAAUUAUAAACAUUUCAGAUUCAA
Messenger RNA from Phyllopteryx taeniolatus (common seadragon), 1447 nucleotides. RefSeq names its product trafficking regulator and scaffold protein tamalin (gene tamalin). The record is from RefSeq and is a predicted model, not a curated record. The transcript has 8 exons. Gene Ontology annotation, molecular function: protein binding. Bases 1 to 1122 code for a protein of 373 amino acids. Lineage: Eukaryota; Metazoa; Chordata; Actinopteri; Syngnathiformes; Syngnathidae.